AUACCAGGAACAACAAUACCGGGAACAGCAGCAGCAGCAGCAGCAGCAAUACCAACAUCAGCAGUUUCGUAACGCUUUCCCUUCUGCGGAAUCGAUGAGGUUUCCAUCAGAAUCGAGCCAGGGUACUCUGGGCCAUGGCCCCUCGAAUGCUAUGGAGCCUCAGCCUUCGAGUAAUACCUUCCAGGAACAGGCCUUGCAAUCUGAAGAGUUCCAGCGAUACGGACUGAACUUGGAAGCAGUUCAGAACGGUGUAUCUGAUGACAAUGGCGGGGAAGCCCAACUGCCAUCCGACUUUUGGGAUUUCCAGACUAUUUUGAUGGAUACAUCCUUGAUGGCUCCUGUUGACCCGUCAAACGGGUGGUCCAGCCUUGACCAGAUGACUUCACGUCCAAUCUUUCAUCAGCAUCCCUUUCCUGCCCCUACCCCUACCCCUGCUCCUGCUCCUGCUCCUGCUCCUGCUCCUGGCUACCAGAAUUGUGGCUACAAUCAGCUCACUGCUCAGCUUCCCCCUGCGAAUCCCACUCUUGCCGGCUGCGAUGCUGAUUGGGCGUGGAAUACGCCAGGUGCACCCGCCUACUAUGCGUCACAGCAGGUCCAUCAGCAACCUGCUUUUCAGCCUGGACAUAAUGAUGUCUUCCAGAAUGGGAGCUACGCACAGCCCCAGCCCGCCGCUUUCCCAACGCAGAAUACAGCCUACACCAACGGCUAUCAGCAACAGCAACCACAGCCGAUGUAUGCGCAAUAUCUCGACAAUAAUUUUGUCAUACAGCGGCUUCAACCCACCAUGUAUACGCCAGCCUAUCCGCAACAACAGACCGCGCAGCACCAAGUCGAAUAUCCCGUUGCCGACUUCGAUCCGCCUACCGCCCACGAAGGACCCCCUUCGCAACAACCAGAAAACCCCAACAACAGCACCCAACAUGGACAACAGCAGAACGCGCAACCGAUGCGACGACGACGACAACCGCAAACCCCGGCACCACACCCUAACUCCCACCUCAGCACCGCAGAAUGGGUAGAGACACAACUCAGGCCCCCUUCUCCCAGCGAGCGUACGGACGGCAAAGGGGAUGGUCCGUGCACAUAGGAGUGAAACUGGGUGGAGUUGAAAUUGAUGAACAGAAAAAGGCUGACUGCGCGUAAGAAGCGAUGGAUGAGACGGAUGAGUAAUGGGGAAUGAGGAAUUGAAAAGCCUGAAGAAGAAGGAGCGAGAAAGAUCUGGAUACGUGUAGACAGGGAGUUGAGGACUGGGGGAGGGUUCAUGGAGGAGAUGGACGGAGGAAGGAAAAGAAGAUGGGAGGUACACGCGAGACAUGAAGAUGCUGUAGCUAUACAAGCGGAGGAUAGGCAAAUUAGAAAGGGGAGGAAGAAACGCGAUAGUGACGGUUGGACGCGUAUAUCUCACAGGGCAUUUUCGUUUUUCAUUUUCGGACUCGCACAGAGAAACCUUUCAUACCGUUAUUGUAGAUACUUACACACCACUCAAUCUCAUGCAAACGAAUCACAACUCUUGUAAAUGAAAUAUGAGGCUGCAGGAACCAAAAGCUGAUGGAUAUGCGAUGACAUACG
This is a messenger RNA of Alternaria rosae, 1569 nucleotides long. RefSeq lists its product as uncharacterized. Bases 95 to 1087 code for a protein of 330 amino acids. The transcript has a single exon. NCBI's taxonomy places the organism in Eukaryota, Fungi, Ascomycota, Dothideomycetes, Pleosporales, Pleosporaceae. The record is from RefSeq and is a predicted model, not a curated record.